CUCCCCCUUCUGUUCUUGCUUGGCAACGCUUGCUUGCACUUAUCCUUCCAACGCUUGACCACCAACCCAAGACUGCACAAACAGCACGACCCUACAACCUUCACUUGCUCGAUCCACAAGAGGCAGGGAACCAAGGAACCAAGGUCACCCACCAUGUCCAUGUCGUAUGCACCCCACAAGCUGAGGCCUCCAGAGGGCUUGGAGGAGCUCCUGUGGUCGUUUGCAAAAGAGGUCCUGCGGGAUCAACCAAAGGACAUUGUCAAGUAUGGCGCACAGUACUUCAGGGCCGCGUACAACGAGCGUGAGAACCCUUCUGCACCACCCCCACCAAAGCCCGUCACCAUCGUGCGAGAAACGCCGACGGAGGCUGAAACAACCUCCAGCGUGCAGACGACCCCAGCCCAGGCAUCCGCGCCCCCAAUGGAGACAAAACCCGCACAGCCGGCGCCAGAGGCAGCGCAACUGCCACCAAAGCCACAAGCACCCCCAUCGCAAGCGUCAGCCCAAACGGAGCCGGAAAAGCCUGCUACACCUGCGCAGACGGAGCACGAAGUCCAAAAGCCAACAGCCAGCGUGCUCGAGCCUGAGUCCAAGCAAUCAAAGCCGUCACCGCCGCCACUGACGUUUGAUCAACAGGCCCUGUUGCGGAAGAUUGCACCGAAUGAGGCGAGCAAGGAGGCGCUUGCGAUCAUCAAGGACAAGGAUCAGAUGAAGUCGCUGUGGAACCAGGUUGACUUCAACAACAACGGGAUUGUGAGCCUUGCUGAGCUUGACAAGCUUGUUGUUGAGAAGGGGUGGAACAUCAGCAAGCCUGCGCUGAUGCGCGCGUACAAGAAGACGACGCUGAAGGACGGCGACGGGGAUGCGUGGGUUGAGAAGAAGGAGUUUGCGGCGUUUAUGCGCAACAUGUUCUUCUUUGACCGCCUGUGGGAUGUGUUUGAUGACAUUGACACUGGCGACGACCGACGGAUUGACGUUGGGGAGUUCAAGGCAGGGAUGGAGAAGCUUGGGUCGCGGCUGAGCGACGACGAGGCGCAGGCUGAGUUUGCGAAGAUUGACCGCAACGGGGGCGGGCAGAUUCUGUUCAAGGAGUUCUGCCACUACGUUGCUGGGCUCGUUGGAGCGGCGCUUGAGGGCGACAAGGCUGCGUUCCAGGAGGACACGGACCGGGCAGCGAAGAAGCCUGGCAGCGCUGGUGCGACGGAGGCGUCGAAGGAGGGUGCUGCUGAGGGCAGCGAAGCCAAGCCUGCUGCUGCCCCUGUUGCUGCCAAGGACGGCCUGAACGAGGAGGGCCUGCUUGCGCGGCUUGGGCUGGACGAGGCGAGCAAGGAGGCGCUUGCGAUCAUCAAGGACAAGGAUCAGAUGAAGUCGCUGUGGAACCAGGUUGACUUCAACAACAACGGGAUUGUGAGCCUUGCUGAGCUUGACAAGCUUGUUGUUGAGAAGGGGUGGAACAUCAGCAAGCCUGCGCUGAUGCGCGCGUACAAGAAGACGACGCUGAAGGACGGCGACGGGGAUGCGUGGGUUGAGAAGAAGGAGUUUGCGGCGUUUAUGCGCAACAUGUUCUUCUUUGACCGCCUGUGGGAUGUGUUUGAUGACAUUGACACUGGCGACGACCGACGGAUUGACGUUGGGGAGUUCAAGGCAGGGAUGGAGAAGCUUGGGUCGCGGCUGAGCGACGACGAGGCGCAGGCUGAGUUUGCGAAGAUUGACCGCAACGGGGGCGGGCAGAUUCUGUUUGUCGAGUUUUGCAACUUCAUUGCUUCUCUUGUUGGCGUUGACCUGGAAGAGUUUACCAUGACCUAAAUGCGUUCUGAGUGUUGUUUUGUUUUCGCUUGUGUGUCUUUUCGUGCCACACUUUGUUGUUUCAUGUUCAAGUCGUUCUUGCCGUUAAUGUUGUUCCUUUACUUGGGCUUUUGCUUCUUGCGCAACUCGCAAGAGUUUUAUCAGCGCACUGCCUCGAACUCGCCCAUGCUUCAACUCUUUGCACACUUGAAUGACACUUCUUGCCUGUGUGGUCCGCGUCUUGUGCAGUAAAUCCGGUCGUUCAUCA
Molecule: messenger RNA, 2053 nt
Organism: Salpingoeca rosetta
Lineage: Eukaryota; Choanoflagellata; Craspedida; Salpingoecidae
Exons: 6
Coding region: 154-1806 (550 amino acids)
Molecular function (GO): calcium ion binding
Source: RefSeq, a predicted model, not a curated record